Carassius gibelio (silver crucian carp) is the source of this 1058-nucleotide messenger RNA. RefSeq lists its product as uncharacterized. The record is from RefSeq and is a predicted model, not a curated record. The transcript is spliced from 3 exons. Lineage: Eukaryota; Metazoa; Chordata; Actinopteri; Cypriniformes; Cyprinidae. The coding region runs from base 1 to 672 and encodes 223 amino acids.
AUGGGCGAAGAGAAGAAAAAUCCCGUGCAAGAGGGAAUGGAUGUCACUCUACACACUAGUACUCAACUACAUAAAGAUGAUGUGAUACAGUGGUGUUAUGAAGAUGAAGAGAAUCUCAUUGCUAAAUUCGAUACAGGGAAGACUGAGAAACAUGUUUACGAUGGUGCUGAUGGGCGAUUCAGAAGCAAACUGAGUCUGGAUGAUACUGGAAAUCUCACCAUCAGUGACAUCAAGACCAUCCACUCUGGACACUAUAAACUCAAGAAGAUCAGCAGCCGUAAAAGAACAAAAAACAAGACCAUUUUGGUUCCUGUGACUGUGAAGUCCGAGUCAGUGGAGAAAGGAGAAUCUUUCCCUCUCAAGACUGAUGCUAAAACAGAGGGAAAUCUGAUACUUUGGACAUUUGGAGCUGAAAAGCGUCUCAUUGUUAAAUUUGAUUCAGGAGCAUGUUAUAUUGGUGAAAAAUUCAGAGACAGACUGGAAAGAGAUGAUGAGGAUGAGACUGGAUCUGUGACCAUCAUAAACAUGGACACCACAGACUCUGGGCAGUAUAAACUACAGAUCAUCAACAGCGAACAGACCAUAAUCAAGAGAAUUAAUGUGUCUGUCACCAAAUCCACUAAAAAGUCUGUGAAUGAAUCAACGCCUUUGAUGAGUGAAGAGCGUGUGUAGAGAGGAUGAGCAGGAGGGAAUGAGUUCAGUUUGAUGAGAUAAGACAUGCCCACUAGUCAUUCACUGACAUUUAAACACAAAAACAUAUCUCUGCUUUUAUUUGAUAUAUCUGUGUUUCUCAAGAUUCUGGGAAACCUGGUUUUUCAAAGAAAAAAAAAGUUUUUGAGAGGGGGAAUUAAAAUAAGCCAUUAAUGACUCCCUUACUGAUCCUUUAAGAAUCAGAAUCAGAAGGAGCUUUAUUACCAAGCAUGUUAACACACACACAAGGAAUUUGACUUGGCAACAUUAGCUUCCAGGGUAGAAUAAAGUACACACAUAGUGCAAACAUACAUGAUGAAUUACACAGUAAAGAUGAAAUAACACUAAUAUAGGAAAAAUAGAAAGAA